Triticum dicoccoides is the source of this 574-nucleotide messenger RNA. RefSeq names its product translation initiation factor IF-2-like. NCBI's taxonomy places the organism in Eukaryota, Viridiplantae, Streptophyta, Magnoliopsida, Poales, Poaceae. Bases 13 to 459 code for a protein of 148 amino acids. The record is from RefSeq and is a predicted model, not a curated record. The transcript has 2 exons.
CGCAACAGGGGCAUGGUUGCCCCCGACCGUCUCGCCGACGCCGACAGGGAGGGGAUAAGGCCGCCUUCCCCUCGGUCCCCUCGUCUCCCCGCUCCACUUCCCCCUCUCCUCCUCGGUUCCUCCUCCCCCCCUCUCGCCAGAUCCGCUCCAUCCGCGGCGCCUCGACGCCGACGCCGUCCCGAGGGCUCGCCGUCGCCAUGGACGCAGCCACCAGCCUCCCCUCUCCGUUCUGAGCUGUCCGACAGCUCCAUCGCGGACGCCUUCCUCCUCCUCCUAGACGAGAUCGGACCGGGACGGCCCCGCAGCACCGCCCCGACCCCUUCGACCACCUCGGAACGCCACCGCGCCGUCUGCCUCCUCUACUACGACGGCGGGCUUCCUCCACUUCGACCGCCUGCUGCUCCUAAACCUCCCGCCGAGCCUCCGUGUGCUCCUAGAUGGUGGAUCCUUAGAGCCUGAUGCCACCGCCGACGUAUACUACUACAUGGAGGCCGCCGAACACCAGGAGUAGUUAGGAGGUCCCAGGCAGGAGGCCUUGCCUCUUUGAUCGUGUUGCUUUUGUGCUAGCCUUCUU